This is a messenger RNA of Guillardia theta CCMP2712, 531 nucleotides long. RefSeq lists its product as hypothetical. Bases 4 to 366 code for a protein of 120 amino acids. The record is from RefSeq and is a predicted model, not a curated record. The transcript is spliced from 4 exons. NCBI's taxonomy places the organism in Eukaryota, Cryptophyceae, Pyrenomonadales, Geminigeraceae.
GAAAUGGAACUCACGGCGCCAAGAACGUGGAGAGAGAAAGAGAAGACAAGACUUCUGACAGUCCCCUUGGUCCUCUUGGCGCUACUUGCUGCCUUGGUGUUGAUCACGAGGUCGGGAGGACAUAGCAACUCUCCUACUUCGCUCGUCUGGGGAAUAGGCGAGGAGGAAGUCUACGACAAUGCUGCAAAGACCGCAACCAAGCAAGGGGCUCUGGAGAUGGGCAUCACACCGUUGCCUGUCGAUUCCUCCUACUUGGAUGAGACUGCCCAGGCGCAGAAGUACAUGCAGCAGGAGCAAGAGGACGCUCAGAACGAAGCUAAGGGGAAGAAAGUGACGGGUGUCCCCUACUACACCAAGACACCCUAAGCUAGCAGCGCUUCUCAAUCGCCAAGUGUCGAUCAUAGUGAUUCGAGGAGAUGGCAUGCUUUCGUGGUGGACAUCUCUUUGUUUUUGUAUUAUCAACGAGCAAACUAGAUAUUGCGAGUCUGCUCGCGGUCCAUUGCAUCCUUUUCGUCACAACAUUCAACCUUC